CCUGCAUCUAGACAAAUCACCUAGGGAAGAUGGUAUGACAUCUUUCUUCUACCAGCAUUUUUGGAAUUUGAUUCAUAGGGAUUUGAUAUCUGCAGUUCAAAGCUUCUUUAACUCUGGAAUGAUGUUAAAAUACUGGAACCAUACAACCAUCACUCUGGUUCCUAAGUGCAGUUCUCCUUCUUAUCUGAAUCAGUACAGACCCAUCUCUUUAUGCAGUGUUGUUUACAAAAUUCUGUCAAUGUUGGCUACCAGACUGAAAAAUUGUCUUUCUUAUUGCAUUAGUGCAUACCAGUCAGCUUUCAUUCAAGAUAGACAAUUAUUGGAUAAUAUGAUUUCGGCUCAAAAGGUAUUUCACUUUCCAAACAAACACAGAACUAGAAAAAACACUUCUAUGGCUCUGACACUUGAUCUUAUGAAGGCUUUUGACAGAGUGGAAUGGAUCUGCAUUGAAAAAAUCAUGAUAAAGAUGGGAUUCAGUUUAAAAUUUGUUAAGUUGCUGAUGGUGUGCAUAUCCUCUUUAUCUCUUUGUUUUUGUGUGAAUGGUUCUCUGACUGGGAUUAUUUAUCCAACUAGAGGAAUUUGGCAGGGGGAUCCUCUGUCCCCAUACCUGUUCAUUAUUGUAACUGAACUUCUUAUCACUGAUGCUAUCAAUGGAGGGGUACUAUCUGGGAUCAGGUUGUCUAGGAAUUGUACAACUCUUUCACAUAUGUUCUUUGCAGAUGAUGCUUUAUUCUUCUGCAAAGCUGAAGUGGGGCAAGCUCAGGCACAUAUGCACUUACUGGAGAGAUAUAGAUUGUUUACUGGGCAGAGAGUGAACCUCCAAAAGUCCUCUGUGUUGUUUAGAAAAAACACUCAAGGUUUUGCUCAAGAUAGUAUUUGUUCUGCUCUGAAUGGUAUACAGGUGCACUCCUCUACAAGAUAUAUGGGCCUACCCUUGGGGAUAGACAAAUCAAAAGGAGGUUUUCUCAUAUGUGAUAGAAUCU
This is a messenger RNA of Striga hermonthica, 983 nucleotides long. Lineage: Eukaryota; Viridiplantae; Streptophyta; Magnoliopsida; Lamiales; Orobanchaceae. The record is from the annotation of a GenBank genome assembly.